Messenger RNA from Condylura cristata (star-nosed mole), 780 nucleotides. It is a transcript of the gene LIN7B, whose product is annotated as lin-7 homolog B (C. elegans). Gene Ontology annotation, cellular component: synapse; MPP7-DLG1-LIN7 complex; cell-cell junction. NCBI's taxonomy places the organism in Eukaryota, Metazoa, Chordata, Mammalia, Eulipotyphla, Talpidae. The record is from RefSeq and is a predicted model, not a curated record. The transcript has 5 exons. Gene Ontology annotation, biological process: neurotransmitter secretion; maintenance of epithelial cell apical/basal polarity; protein localization to basolateral plasma membrane. The coding region runs from base 1 to 693 and encodes 230 amino acids. Gene Ontology annotation, molecular function: L27 domain binding.
AUGGGAUGCGUGGAACGGCUGACAUCUGGCACUGGGAAGUGGAGAGAGCCUGUCCGCGCAGAAGCAGCAGCGCCUGGGGCGGCUCGCCGUGGGGUGCCUGCUCGCCGGCGGGCCCUUGGGAGCUGUAGUUUCUCGGGCUCCGCGGGCGAGGGCAGGGUGAAUCCGUGGCUGGGAGGGUCUGGUGUCCUGGACCGCAGAUUCUCUGAGCUGCUGCGCCCUUCCCAGGUGUACGAACAGCUGUAUGACACCCUGGACAUCACUGGCAGCGCUGAGAUCCGGGCCCACGCCACAGCCAAGGCCACUGUUGCCGCCUUCACCGCCAGUGAGGGCCACGCACAUCCCAGGGUAGUGGAGCUGCCGAAGACGGAUGAAGGCCUGGGCUUCAACAUUAUGGGGGGCAAGGAGCAGAACUCGCCCAUCUACAUCUCCCGUGUCAUUCCUGGAGGCGUGGCUGAUCGCCAUGGAGGCCUCAAGCGUGGGGAUCAGCUGCUGUCAGUGAAUGGUGUGAGUGUUGAGGGCGAGCAGCAUGAGAAGGCCGUGGAGCUGCUGAAGGCGGCCCAGGGCUCGGUGAAGCUGGUGGUGCGAUACACACCGCGCGUGCUGGAGGAGAUGGAGGCCCGCUUUGAGAAGAUGCGCUCCGCCCGCCGGCGCCAGCAGCAGCAGAGCUACUCGUCCUUGGAGUCUCGAGGCUGAAACCAUAGCUCUGGACCCUCACCCUGAACCCCUCCCCUGUACAGUAUUUAUUGUCACCGGCUCCUUAUUUAAAGAUCUUUCACCCUC